UCCUGCUACACUUGCUCCUGCACACUUGUUGCUGGCACCAUGCAGCCUGCUCGCCUCCUCCUCUUCCUUCUCCUUCUGCUCCCUGGGACAGCGGCAGAUCCAGAGGGCUCCUGUAAACUCCACCUUUUCCAAAUCGUCAUCUUCCACAACACCAGCUUUGCGGAUUUUUCAGCCUGGGCCACCCUGGAGGACAUGGUCUUUGCUAGCUGGCAGAAACACAACGACAGCAUCCUCUACUGCUACCCAUGGGUCUAUCCAGCCCUGCCUGAAGAAGAGUGGAAGAACUUGAUAAAUGUGUUCAAGAACUACCUUCAUGGCUUCGUUCCAUCCCUAUCCAGCAAUGUCAACCUGACCCAGACACCCUACCCUUUUGUCAUCCAGGGUGCAGCUGGCUGCGACUUGUAUCCCAAUGGCUCCUACACCAGAUUUGGCCAUCUUGCCUUCAAUGCCCAUGAAUUCCUCAGCUUCAAUGUGGACAACAGGCACUGGGAGAGGAAACAGAACAGUCAGCUGGCAGCAGAAGUUGAAAAAGAGUUCAACAGCUUCACUAUCUUCUCUCAGACCCUGCAGUUCCUCCUCAAUGUGACCUGUGUUGACCACAUGAAGAAAUUCAUUCAGUAUGCGAAGGUUGAUCUGGAGAGACAAGAGCUCCCCGUGGCCACGGUCUUCGCCCGCACGCCCAGCCCAGCCCAGCUCCUGCUCGUUUGCCACGUCACCGGCUUCUACCCACGGCCCAUCAGCGUGGCCUGGCUGCGGGACGGCCAGGAGGUGCCGCCGGGCCUGGCGCUCAGCACCAGCGCCAUCCUGCCCAACGCCGACCUCACCUACCAGCUGCGCAGCGUCCUGGCCGUGGCCCCCCGCGACGGGCACAGCUACGCCUGCCGCGUGCGCCACCGCAGCCUGGGCACCCGCAGCCUCCUCGUGCCUUGGGAAAUACAAAGGCGCGGCUCAGCUCUGACCAUCGGCAUCACUGUCAUGGUGCUGCUCCUCGUGGCCGCAGCCUGUGCCGGGGGGUUUUGGUGGUGGAAGCACAGGAAAAGCGAUGAAGCCCAGUAAUUCAGGAUUUGAGGUCUAUCUGUCCAACGAGCUACUUCACCACUGGCUCUCCUUGAUCAUCUCAUCUCAUCUCAUCUCAUCUCAUCUCAUCUCAUCUCAUCUCAUCUCAUCUUUUCCUGCCAGUGCAGGAAAAGCGAUGAGUCCACAGAACUCAUGAUGUGAGGCCGAUCUGCCCACCCAGCAACGGGCUCCUUCACCACUGUCUCUCCCUGCUCAUCUCACAACUUGUCCUUGACCCACCAAGCAACGAGGGUUUGCUCUGGAAAAGGAUCACAUUAAACAGCUACAA
Colius striatus (speckled mousebird) is the source of this 1345-nucleotide messenger RNA. Its product is annotated as antigen-presenting glycoprotein CD1d-like. The transcript has 6 exons. The record is from RefSeq and is a predicted model, not a curated record. NCBI's taxonomy places the organism in Eukaryota, Metazoa, Chordata, Aves, Coliiformes, Coliidae. Bases 40 to 1056 code for a protein of 338 amino acids. Gene Ontology annotation, cellular component: external side of plasma membrane. Gene Ontology annotation, molecular function: endogenous lipid antigen binding; lipopeptide binding; exogenous lipid antigen binding. Gene Ontology annotation, biological process: immune response; antigen processing and presentation, exogenous lipid antigen via MHC class Ib; antigen processing and presentation, endogenous lipid antigen via MHC class Ib.